Messenger RNA from Pecten maximus, 3446 nucleotides. RefSeq lists its product as uncharacterized. NCBI's taxonomy places the organism in Eukaryota, Metazoa, Mollusca, Bivalvia, Pectinida, Pectinidae. The transcript has 2 exons. The record is from RefSeq and is a predicted model, not a curated record. The coding region runs from base 610 to 1740 and encodes 376 amino acids. Gene Ontology annotation, molecular function: microtubule binding.
ACCUACCUGGGGCAAUAAAUCUAACCGUGUUACGUGUGUGUAUCGACAGUAUCAGUUAUGAGGAAAAUAUGUAAAUAACGGAUUCCAUGCACGAAAAAUUGAUUUCCCUUCCUAUUGACCGGGGAGGUUGUUUUAUAUGUCAUAACAAGACUCAAAUACGUGUUGAUAUUGGAGCUGGCUGUCAUUCAUUUCGUUGUUAGUUUAAUUGUUUACCUGUUCACAGGUAGAGUAGUCAAUUACGGUGGAGGUGAAGGGUUCAGGACAAGUGCAGGAAUCGUGUAUUGCUGUUUUGUGUCAGAGAGACGUAUUACUAACGCUCCCCAUGCUUAACGCCAUGUUAUAUGUGUUUUCAGUAACGACUGUUUGAUAUCCAAGUAGGGACUACGGCGGUUUAAAUCCUUGGAGCGGUGUAGUGUAUUUGAACGACAAAUAAUAUUUGGAAUAUAUAUGGUAGGUGUGAUAUAUAUGUAUAUAUAUAUAUGUGUGUGCACACCUGGAAUAUCUACCUGGUCAUUUCCAGGUGAAUGUUUAAAAGUGUCCAAUCUCGGCCCGUGGAGGCAUUGUUAACGGACAGGUGUGUGAUAGAGAAUUCCACUUUCAAGGGACAAAAUGGCACAAGGCGACAGCUCGUCGAAACAAGUAAUGUUGACAAAUAGGCGAAAGAAUCCCUCACAACAGGCCGAAUUGGCUGCAAAGGAAACACGUCGAAAUACACGUGUAAAGAAAUCCUCAUCCAGAUUUGAGAAAGGCGUGAAGGAUGCGCUGGAAGUUUCAGAAACAUUGUUGUCUGUGAAAAACUCUGAAAAGAAAAAUAGCAAAAGUUCGAGAAAACGGGAAAAUUCAACUGAAAAGAGUACAGCGAAAUUAAGAGACGCAAAACAAUCUGGUGUGAAAGAAAAUGUGGUUAUGAAUGGUAAAAUUAGUAGUACACCUAAACUUGUUACAAGUAGGGAUUUACGAAAGACGAGUAUAGGAUCACAUGAUAGCAUGGGUUAUCGCCCCUUGAGACCUGUUUCCGGCCACAGUGACCGUCCGGUGAGACCCGGAUCCGAGGAUAGCGUCAGUUCGGCAAUGAGACAGGAAAGAGAGCGUCUAUCUUCUCGGAAGGAUAGUUCAUAUUCCACCUACAUUGAGAUUACCCAUAAUGCAUCUGAGGAUCUCAUAGUAGUAGAAAACGCCGAUUCUGACUGGUCAGAAAGUGAUGGGGACAUCCCUGAAGUUAAAGACGUCAUGCGUCCGACAUCAGAGACAAAUUCAAAACCGGAAGUUGAUGAAGUAAUAACAGAAAAAGAAUCAACCCCUAGGCGGAAACGCCGAACAAGAACGAAGAAAAGGCGAGAAAGAUCAGGACACCAUAGGUCAAAAUCAGCCAAUGACACGGACGAACUGGAAGCACGUGAUCAACCAUUGGUUGAAGCGGAUAUGGAACUGAUGACACAGGAAGUGGCAGCUGAGCCGGUAUAUGUCCCACAUGAUAUAUGGGUGCCCAAACGACGCAUGCGCAAGAAGGGCAAGCAGACGAUGGUGCGCGUGGGAGGAGGUUUCAUGGAUUUAACAUAUUAUCUUCAUUACCACGUACCAAUAAAAGUGUACCAGCCAAAACCAUACGCACAGCUCUUCAACAAACAGAUGUUCAUGGUCAAGUCUAAACGGCCGGAAUCGGCCACUGACCACAAACAAUAUGACCGGCCGAGCUGGGCAACCAUGAACAAAGGUUUCAAAGCUUUUGCUUGUAUAUAAAACAACUGAGGGAUCUCGAAUGGAUUGAUACAUAUGUAUAUACGAAUGUUGACGACUGCUACCGACAUUCACGAACAAGGAAAAUCAAAGUCGAGCAUCUCCAAAUGUAUACAUAAUUGGUGUCGGAAAGCUUCGUAUAUGAAAUAUUUACUGAGGGAUAUCGAAUGGAUUUAGACACAUGUUUAUCCGAAUGUUGACGACUUCUUCCGAACAUUCCCGAAUCCAUGUCGAACAAGGACUAUGAAAGUUGAACAUUUCCGAAUAUAUAUUUUGGUGUUGGAACAAUUCUUAUAUGAAAUAUUUAUUGAAAAAACUUCCUUAUACAGUAUAUUUAGAGAUAUGUUAAAUAAUUAAUUUCAAGAACUGAGAAAAUCAAUUUCAGCGGAAGAAAUAGUCUCUUAGAUACAGUGAUAUGAAAUGUGCCAUAUAUAUUUAAUUAAUGUAUUGUUAUAAUGUACACAAAUAUUUUCAGUGUUGUUGUAGAGUCCUUUCACGAAGAAUGGGCCAUAGGGCCAAAACAGUGUUAUGUCGUUGUGGAUAGUAUAGAUUAUACAUAAUGCUCUGUUAUUGUCCAUAUAAGUGCCUGGCUCCUUUAUUAUAAAACAACCCGUAAUUGGUAGAAUUAUUUCGCCUGAAGAGGCGUGUUCUUAGUUAUAAAUUAUACCUUGACACGGGCUAGACUUACUGCCAUUUCCCUCCUUUAUUAGUGUUACCAAAGUAGAACGAGUCAUUUCCAAUCGCAUUAAAUCAUUUACAUAUAUACAUUGUAUAUCAUAUUACAUAAUCUGUGAUUUUAAUUGGAGAUGUUUGUCCUUUGAAUAGGUGACAAAGCUCUUUUAAAAUGGCGACCCUUCCUCGAAGUUAUAUUGUAUACCAUUCCUAAUUAUCGAUAUCACAAACUCCAUCAUUUGAUUUUGUAAAAUGUCAUUCAAAUUAAAUAUAUUUCUCAUUCCAAGUAGUGACAUUUCAUGCGAGCAUGUUACAUUUUAAUCUUUAUAAAGGCUGAUAUUUCUAAUUCGAAUAGGUGUGAUACGUUACAAGCAUGUACAUGCAUACUGGUCAUCCGGAAUACUUCUGGUCUUUCUUUCGGUAAGAAUGAAAAGCCCAAAGUGGUUCCGAAUGACCAACCAGUAAGUUUUGUUAGAAUUGUCUUCAUGAUUCAUCAGGAUGUUUUUUUUUGUUUUGUUUUGUUGUUGUUGUUUGUUUUUUGUUGUUGUUUUUUGUUGUUGUUUUGCUGGUUUUUUUUCUGUUUAGCUUAUACAUUUCAUAUGUGAUUAUUACAAAUAAUUAUCCAUGCUGACAUACAAGUCACAAAUAGUGUUUCCUCAAGAACCCGACCCGCAGCUCUUGUCCAUUGUUUUAACUAUCAGGGCGACAAAGAUAUUCUUUCCACUUGAGCUUUUAUGAUAUUUCAUACUAGGAGACAAAGACCUGUCUUUAUGUAACUUGGAGUACGAUAUAUAUUGAAAGUGAGAGAGUGCAUGUGUUUCAGACAAAAAUUAAUGUUCUUUUAAAAAUAUUUCCAUGAAACCUUAAAUCGUUAUUAGUUUUAUGUUGUUUGUAUGUAAUGGCAAACAUUUAGUACAUGUUUAUUUUUAUUUCGUCACGAAAUUUACUUUUAUUUUAUAAAUAAUAUAAUUAUAUUUACUCAUAAUAUCUAUAAUGAUAUUAAUAUAAUUUAAGACCGCCUUGUACAGUGACAGAAA